UUGCUUUUAAUAGUCUUAUUCUAAUAUCGAUUGUUCGUAGGUUCUGACCAUAUAGUGUAUUUAGCGGUGGACAGUUUUUGUGCAGAGAUUCAACUCUAUUAAUCUUUAUUCGGAAAUCAUGGAUUUUAACAAACUCCCCAAAAUAAAAGAUGUUGAAAAAGAAGGAAUGCUCGGAAAAGUAUUUGGGGUAUCUGGUCCAGUUGUGAUAGCUCAGCACAUGUCUGGCUCUGCUAUGUAUGAACUUGUCAGAGUUGGUCGAUCCGAGCUUGUUGGUGAAAUUAUCAGACUUGAUGGCGACAGAGCAACAAUUCAAGUAUAUGAAGAUACGUCUGGGGUAACUGUUGGAGAUCCUGUAUUACGAACUGGGAAGCCACUGUCUGUUGAACUUGGUCCUGGAAUAUUAGGAAAUAUUUAUGAUGGAAUUCAACGACCUUUGCGAGAUAUUAAGGAUUUAACAGAUUCAAUUUAUAUCCCAAGAGGUGUCAAUGCAACUGCACUUGAUCGUAAAGCAAGAUGGGAAUUUGUUCCUUUGAAAAAUAUCCAGGUCGGCAGUCAUAUAACAGGAGGUGAUGUUUAUGCAACUGUAGUAGAAAAUUCACUCUUACAACAAAGAUUGAUGUUGCCUCCAAAAUGUCAUGGCAAAGUCACUUACAUUGCAGAACCAGGGGAAUAUGAUGUCACAGAUGUCGUUCUUGAAGUUGAUUUUGAUGGGAAAACAUCUCAAUACCAAAUGAUGCAGGUAUGGCCUGUACGUCAACCUCGACCAGUGUCUGAAAAACUUCCUGCUAAUUAUCCAUUACUUACUGGACAAAGAGUUUUGGAUGCUUUAUUUCCGUGUGUUCAAGGAGGCACUACUGCAAUUCCAGGUGCCUUUGGCUGCGGAAAAACUGUAAUUUCACAAUCUUUAUCCAAAUUUUCAAACAGUGAUGUUAUUAUUUAUGUUGGUUGCGGUGAGAGAGGAAACGAAAUGUCUGAAGUAUUGAGAGAUUUCCCUGAACUCACGGUUGAAGUUGAUGGAAAAACUGAGUCUAUCAUGAAACGAACUACACUUGUUGCUAACACAUCAAACAUGCCUGUUGCCGCUAGAGAAUCAUCUAUAUAUACUGGUAUCACACUGUCUGAAUAUUUCAGAGAUAUGGGAUAUAAUGUUGCUAUGAUGGCCGACUCCACAUCUAGGUGGGCCGAAGCACUCAGAGAAAUAUCUGGUAGACUGGCAGAAAUGCCUGCAGAUUCUGGCUAUCCUGCUUAUCUCGGUGCUAGACUUGCUUCCUUUUAUGAAAGAGCUGGUCGAGUUAAAUGCAUUGGAAAUCCUGGUCGAGAAGGAAGUGUAUCUAUUGUGGGAGCUGUUUCUCCUCCUGGUGGCGAUUUCUCAGAUCCCGUAACAUCCGCCACACUUGGUAUUGUUCAAGUAUUUUGGGGUCUUGAUAAAAAGCUGGCACAAAGAAAACAUUUUCCGUCAGUGAAUUGGCUGAUUAGUUACUCCAAAUAUAUCAGAGCUUUAGAAGAAUUUUAUGAAAAAAAUUUUCCGGAUUUUGUGCAACUUCGAAUGAAGGCUAAAAAAAUUUUACAAGAGGAAGAAGACUUAUCUGAAAUCGUACAACUUGUAGGAAAGAGUUCAUUAGCAGAGACUGAUAAGAUCACUCUUGAAGUUGCCAAACUGUUGAAAGAUGAUUUUUUGCAACAAAAUGGAUUUUCUGCUUAUGACAGAUAUUGUCCAUUCUACAAAACUGUUGGUAUUAUGCGCAAUAUUAUCGCAUUUUACGAAAUGGCUCGUCACAGUGUUGAAUCGACGGCACAGUCAGACAACAAGAUCACUUGGACUGUAAUUCGCGAGAGCCUAGGUGAUGUUAUGUAUCGACUAUCGUCAAUGAAAUUCAAAGAUCCGGUCAAGGAUGGUGAAGGGAACAUAAAAAAGGAUUAUGAGCAAUUACACGAUGAUAUGCAGACUGCUUUCAGGAACUUAGAAGAUUGAUCUUUGUAUAAUAUUUCCUACAUUCUAAAUAAUCAGUUGUCCAUCGUAAAGUAACUAUAGUGCUAAAAAAACCUGGGACGUUUUUUUGUUAAAAUGUUGCACUCCACAGAUUUUUUGUGCAUUUCUCUUCAUGCAAAUUUUUUUCUUUUACUUUUCACUGCAUUCAAAAGCAGGGUUCAAUUAAUUGUUUCCGGACUGAGUGAAGUUAGGUCUACCUCCUUCAUCUGUGAAAAUAAUCAUAUUUGAUAUUAACACACUUUAUUCAUAACGAAGGAAAUUUGGUUGAGGGAAUUUAAAUAUGUGUCAUCAUUCGAAAUUUGUUCAAUAUGGGAUUUCUGGGUCUCUUAAAUAUUAGCAUUAGCCUUCUAAAUUAUAUUCUCACUUCGAAUUUUUUCAAGUUGUGUUCAAAAAUUCUUCAAUAUUGAAUAUGAAUUAUGUGAAUUAGAGAUGUCGUUACAUCAUGUCACCAGAAUUAAACAAAUCAGCUGAUGCUGUUAUAUGGGUAUUUCUCAUUAUGCGAGAGGCCAUUUAUGACAAGAUUGAGAAAUUACAAUUUUGAGAAAUUACAAUGUUGGUGAUAACAUUGUCAAAGUUCAAAUCUGCUAUCAUUUUUCUUAUUGAAGUUCAUAUAAUAGUAAAAUUCUUCAAAGCCAUAUUCGGAACAAGUUCACCAGGUAGGGUAUUUUGUUCACAAAUAUAAUUAUCGAUAAUAGUUCAAGGCAAUGCUCUGUUAAUAUUAUCAUGAACCACAUUUGUCUAUACGUGCAUACAUACUUAAUUGCAAGAAUAUUAUUUAAAUUACAGUACGAGCAGUGGUAGAUUUUAAUAAAGACUGUUAGAUUUCGUUAAAAUCACUUGUGUUCUAUAUUUUGGAAUCCAAUUGGAAAAAGAAUUUGUCAAGUCUGUUUUAUUGGUCACUAAGCUUUUUCAUUAAUAUUCUUUGGUCUGUUUCUUGGGAUUUUUCGUUAAUGAACUCUUCUUAAUGAAACAACUUUGAAUUGUUUUUUAUUUGAUGGUUUGUAUCUUUAGUCCAAAAUUAUAAAAUACCUGAUAUAUCUGAAUCGUUUGAUGUUAAUUUUUUUUUGUACUGUGCAAUAUUUAUUAUAAGUAAUGUACAAGUUCAUUUAUUCCAAUAUAUCGACUGUGUUUCUAAACAUUUAUUGUAUUGGAUUUAAAAUUGAAUUAUACUAUUCACUUGGUCAUAUUAAGUUGGCCUUCCAUUUAUCAAAAUAGGAACACUUGGUAAUAAAGUUUUAGUAAGUGAAGGCUUUUUUCAUCUUGCUGUCUGCUUGGCCGCAUUUCGUUUUGUAUUUCCUUCGAAAAACUAUUAUAUAAGCAAUGAUUUUUUUUUGUAGGUCGAUUUUCAUUCCCGCAUAUUUUUUAUGUAAAAUAUCCGAGUAUUUUGCAUAGUUCUGUUACUCAAUAUUGUCAUCAUUGGUUACAUUAUGUCUCAUCGUCCUGAUUUUUCUUUAUAUCUUAGUCGUGUUGAUAAAAUAUAUUACUGUAUUGCAGAA
Molecule: messenger RNA, 3486 nt
Organism: Styela clava
Lineage: Eukaryota; Metazoa; Chordata; Ascidiacea; Stolidobranchia; Styelidae
Product: V-type proton ATPase catalytic subunit A-like
Biological process (GO): proton transmembrane transport; ATP metabolic process
Cellular component (GO): proton-transporting V-type ATPase, V1 domain; lysosomal membrane
Molecular function (GO): ATP hydrolysis activity; proton-transporting ATPase activity, rotational mechanism; ATP binding
Source: RefSeq, a predicted model, not a curated record